CUGGAGGUCGCGUUGCUCACAACAAACCGGGCGAAUGAGCGCGCGUCGCGGACGAGUAGCCUCGACUGCUCUCCACCAGUGCUGUACGUGUAAAUCCGUUCCACUGCUCGUGUUUUUGCUGGCGGAGCUAGCCGGUUAACCGGGAGACCAGCGAUGAAGAACGAAGCUGAAGAUCUAGAAAGGUUUCUCCAGAGGGUGGACGAGAUAAGUGGUCUGAUGCAGGAGCUCAGCUCCUCCAAUGUGACCCGUCAGAAGGAGGCAGUGGAGAAGGCUGACUAUCUGCUUUCCCUCUGGGAGGACGAGGAACCAUGCAGAACCCGGCUCAACAGGACAGUCAGCAACACCAGGCCGUCAUCACCCAAGAUUGGCCAGGCUGUACUGCCGAAUUUAAACAAUUCGGAUUUAAGCUCAGAGAGCUUCAUGAAGGCUUUAGAAAAAGAUGCAGCGGAAAGAAGCAAAAGGAGGAGAGAAAAUGAAAAGAUAGCUAAUGCAUUCAGGAUGAGCGGUAAUGAGGCCUUCACUCAAGGGGACUAUGAGGCUGCUGUCCAGCAGUACAGUGCAGGCCUGGAUGUCCUUCGGGAUGCUGAGACACUGUACACCAAUAGGGCACAGGCCUUCAUCAAACUGCAAAAAUACAAGGAGGCCAUUAGUGACUGUGACUGGGCACUGAAGUGCAACAAAAAGAGUGUCAAGGCUUACGUUCAUAAAGGAAAAGCAAAUUUGGCGCUUCAGAAUUACACUGAGGCCCGGGCAUGCUACCAGCGGAUCCUGGAAAUUGAACCUGAUCGAGCCGCCAUGGUUCAAGAGUAUCUGACUCGCGUGGACCUGCAGGAGAAGAAGGACAUCCAAGAAAAAGAGGCAUGGGAGCAGCUGGAUAAGGGAAACAAGGGGGCUGUAUGUGUCUGUGAGCUGUUGAAGAAUCUACACAAAAGUGCUGAGACCAUUCAGUACUACUUUGGAGGGGUGGAGCUCUUAACAAAUGCUAUAGUUGACUGUGCCGGCCAAACGCUCUUCAGGCUACACAACGGCUUCAGUAUCAUCAACAACAAUAACACUGUAAGAAGCUGUCUCUCACAGAGUUCAGCAGCACCAUUUAUGGAGGAGCUGUGUGUUUCAGUGCUCAGGCUAUGGACUCAAGUUUGCAGAGGCAAUGAAGAAAACCAGCAGGUGUUAAUACAGUGUCCUAGCAGCAGGGAGCACAUCGUGAACUUGCUUGGGUCUGGAAAAGGUUCAAUACGUGAGGCUUGUUUGGCAUUACUCUGCCUGUACGUAGAGACGCAAUACGGAAGGCAUCUGGUCAUCGAAAACCUGAACAUGCCCAUGUUGGUGGAGAACUUGUGGAAGUGCCUAUCUGGCACACCCUCUUCACAAACCUCAGCACUAGGCAUCCUGGAGCACCUGGCUGAGGAACCCAGAUUUCAGAUUCACAUGAGAAGGAACUUUACAGCAUUAUUUAUUUCUCCUUUUGCACACCUGCUGAGAAAUAUUACAGAAUCGAAUCAGGAAUGGUUUCCUCAACUUGUGUCGGUUAUGGGAAGAAUGGCUACUGAUGAUGUCAUUCGAAAAGAGGCUGCCUGUUGUCUGGAGUGCUGGGAUGCUUUCCUUAUUGCCAUGGAACGGUGUACUGAAGGAAACUACAGAGAUGUGCUGUACAGUCUGCUGGGCCUGAUGAUCAACCUGUCAAGCAAACCCUCUCCUGCUGUGCAGGAGUGUGCUGGCAUGGCUGGCCGGAGAUGCAUGGACCUACUGAGUGACCCUGACGGAGGGAUCAUUACCAGGAGUGCGGGUCUGCUGAGCACACUGCUUCCUCACUCGCCUGCUGCUGCACAGGAAGUCACACAGGCAGGAGCUGUGCAGAAGCUGCUGAAACUACUGAAGGCCCAGAAUGUGGGGCAGACAACCACACGAUUCUCCAUCAAGGCUCUUGCUGUGUGCACUGCCAGAAGUCAGGAUGCCCGUGCCCAGCUGCUGGCCUUGGAUAAGACAGGGAUGCGUGUGUUGAGGAGGCUGCUGGCUGGAUCUGAUGAGGUAGCUAUGGGGAAUGCUGCCCUAUGUCUAGGACACUGCGUGGAAGAACGUGGGGCCGCCAGCGCCCUCCUGGGCUCCGAUGUGGUCCCGCUGCUGCUCCGCUUGGCUGGGGGGGAUGCUGGGGGAGCAGGUGUGCAGCAGAAUGGUGCUGUUGCUCUGGGGAAGCUGUGCAAUGCAGAGCCAAGGUAAGCCCCCAAUCUGCAGAAUGACAGCUCCUUUUCAAGGGUGUUAAUGGGGAUUAAUCUGCCUCAUGGGUCCGUUGUAAUGCACUUUGGACACAAAGGGCUUUAGAAGGAGUAUGGUAUCUCGCAGUGUGCCUUGUCUAUAAUUCCUUUCAAUAAAGCCUAAUCUCCUUUCUGGAAUAAACCUUAAGAUUAUUUUGUGCUUGCGUUGCUUUCAGAUCUUAAUAUCACCACAACUACCCAAAUUUUAGAACUUGCUUUAGAAUUUGCGUCAAA
Messenger RNA from Scleropages formosus (Asian bonytongue), 2486 nucleotides. It is a transcript of the gene ttc12, whose product is annotated as tetratricopeptide repeat domain 12. The transcript has 20 exons. Gene Ontology annotation, cellular component: cytoplasm; centrosome. Gene Ontology annotation, molecular function: protein binding. The record is from RefSeq and is a predicted model, not a curated record. Bases 154 to 2217 code for a protein of 687 amino acids. Lineage: Eukaryota; Metazoa; Chordata; Actinopteri; Osteoglossiformes; Osteoglossidae. Gene Ontology annotation, biological process: axonemal dynein complex assembly; sperm axoneme assembly.